This is a messenger RNA of Gadus macrocephalus (Pacific cod), 4643 nucleotides long. RefSeq names its product terminal nucleotidyltransferase 5C (gene tent5c). Bases 289 to 1422 code for a protein of 377 amino acids. Lineage: Eukaryota; Metazoa; Chordata; Actinopteri; Gadiformes; Gadidae. Gene Ontology annotation, biological process: mRNA stabilization. The transcript has 2 exons. Gene Ontology annotation, molecular function: poly(A) RNA polymerase activity; RNA binding. The record is from RefSeq and is a predicted model, not a curated record.
AAAUCUAAAUAAUUAAUACUUUGCAACUAUUUAAAUGCACAUUAAAUAACCAAGAGGGACUGUAUUGUGGGCUGGCUGUGUCUUCCGGCGAGGCUGUGGUUCGGCUGAUAAAUACCUGCUCUCAGUCAGCUGCUGAGGACGAGUUUCUACAUUGCAGUCUGCUGCGGUUGUCUGUCUUACUGGAUUAUAUGGAAGUAUCGGCACGAAUGCAAACUUUCCUCAGUCUUUUGUAAUUCGACCUCUAUCCGUGGAAGCCUUUUGAACCUUUAUCUGCACUCUGAUUGGAAGAUGGCUACAGUGGCGACCAACCUGCUGUCCUGGGAGCAGGUGAGCCGCCUGGACGAGGUGCUGUCGGAGGCAGUGCCCGUGCACGGCCGUGGCAACUUCCCCACGCUGGAGGUGCGCCUGAAGGACAUUGUGGCACGCGUGCGCUCGCGCCUGGAGCGCAGCGGCGUGCGCGUCAAGGACGUGCGCCUCAACGGCUCGACGGCCAGCCACGUGCUGGUGCAGGACGUGGGCUGGAGCUACAAGGACCUGGACGUCAUCUUCCGCGUGGACCUGCCCUGCGAGUCGGAGUUCCAGCUGGUGCGCGACGUGGUGCUGGGCACCCUGCUGGACUUUCUGCCGGACGGCGUGAACAAGGAGCGCAUCACGGCGGUGACCCUGAAGGAGGCCUACGUGCAGAAGCUGGUGAAGGUGAACACGGAGCAGGACCGCUGGAGCCUCAUCUCGCUGUGCAACAACAAUGGCCGCAACGUGGAGCUCAAGUUCGUGGACACGCUCCGCCGGCAGUUUGAGUUCAGUGUGGACUCGUUCCAGAUCGUGCUGGACUCUGUGCUGGCCUACUACGAGCUGUCGCGGGCGCCCAUGUCGGCCACCUUCCACCCGUCCGUGGUGGGCGAGAGCGUGUACGGCGACUUUGGCGCGGCGAUGGGCCACCUGCGGGGCAAGCUGAUCGCCACGCAGCGGCCCGAGGAGAUCCGCGGUGGCGGGCUGCUCAAGUACUGCAACCUGCUGGUGCGCGACUUCCAGCCCACGGACGCCGACGAGUUCAAGGCGCUGGAGCGCUACAUGUGCUCCCGCUUCUUCAUCGACUUCCCCGACGUGGGCGAGCAGCAGCGCAAGGUGGAGGCCUACCUGCACAGCCACUUUGUGGGCGAGGAGCGCUGCAAGUACGACUACCUGAUGAUCCUGCGGCGCGUGGUGGACGAGAGCACCGUGUGCCUCAUGGGCCACGAGCGGCGCCAGACCCUCAACCUCAUCUCGCUGCUGGCCUUCCACGUGCUGGCGGAGCAGAACGCCAUCCCCGACGCCUCCAGUGUCACCUGCUACUACCAGCCGGCGCCCUACGUGCGCGACCACAACUUCAGCAACUACUAUGUGGCCAACCAGAACAUUCCCACGUGGUUGCCGUGCAACUGACGCAAACUGACAAACAUGCACACAAAAAACAGACAAAAAGUAUUCAUGAGAUGAGCAAAAAAAAUAUGGCCAUAUGGCGAGACGGUGGCCGCCGCUGGCGUUGAAGAGAACAGAAUUGUUGCAGAGAAAAAGUUGAAAAAAAAAUAAAGACAAUAUCUGGGCCAUAAAAAAAAAAGCUUUCUUUUCCUGUGAAGGCAUAGAGGACUGGGAACUUGCCAAGUGUCAAGAACUCAAUCCUUGCGUGUCGCAAUGCCAUCCAAUCCAAAGUGAUCUAUUUUGUAUUUAAGUGUUAUUUGGAUAAUUCUGUUUUUGGUUUUCUUUUUCAAAUCUUUAUUGAUAUGACGGCUUCCUCUUGUGCCUUAUAGCUCCUCUGGGUUUGCACGUUUCAGUUGACUAUGGUCCAUCUUUAAAAAGGAAGGAGGAUGAGAAUAAGGCCUUAAUGAUUAUAAUUUAUUUUGAAGUCAUGUAACUAAAUGAAGCAAAAAAAGCUCAAUCUAAUAUAAAAUGUAUACUUGGGGUAAAAACAAAAAAAGAAACGCAGAGCACUGGUGUAAAAAGGACAUACUUAAGAAAAUAUGUGCGUGUUGUAAAGUUGAGCGUCAUGCUGUAUCAUGUGGGUUUAGGCGGUCUUUAGAGGCUUUAUGAUUGAGAGGGGUGACAGACCGCGGUUUAUUUUUUAAUUUUGACGUGGAAUUACGAAACGCACUUCCAAGAUGGCGUCCCUCCCCCCCCCAGUGCUGUGAGGACAUGGGAGUGAGUGCGCGUGCGUGUGCGUGUGUGUGUGUGAAGGAAAUGUCUUCACGUUUGUCUAUUGGGGAUUUUCUCCUCCACUUUAGCCUUUCCUUGUCGUUGUAUACCCCCCUCCUUCCGGAUCCUCUCUCCUCAGGAGACGGAGCAUGCCUCUGGGAAGCAGGGUUCCUGGUAGUAGUGGAGGACGGCGUGGCAGCCAGUGCCUUCCCUUAUAAGGAGCAGCACAUGGCAGUCAGAGGCCGCACCAGAGGGAGUCCCGGACGGUAGUCUAUAAUUAUCUACUUUCUGGGUUGCGUUGGCAUGGUGCCACCCUCUCGUCACACAGGGCGGCUGAUUCACCGUUUGGGGACGAUGGGGCAAGCAUUUUUUUUUUUAGCCCCUUUUCGGGUCAUAGGGGAUAGGCCAAGGACGGGCUGGUUCACCAGCCAGGAAUUCCUUUCCCCUUUUGGCACUACCGGCAGGGGUCGAGGCAUAGCUGUUAUGUGAAGCCAAAGGUUCUUGUCAUCCACUGACGUAGAACUGCCCCCUGCCUCCCCCCCAGUCUCCAUUCAGCUACCAGCUUUACUCCCAACGAGCCCCUCCCCUCUCGGAAGUCACUUCAAGGGGAAAGUUGUACCCCUACCACCUUAGUGGCGUUUACAAACCUGCAUUGGCUCCUAUUUUGUGCGUUGCAGCAUAUGUAUGCGUGAUUGGCCUGCUUGAGAGGUUUUGUCUGGCUAACUGAAUGGGGUUUUGGGGUAGGAGGAAAAGGCUAGGCCUCUAAUGUAGCAGAGCUCUGAUGGGACAGAGUGGGCCUCUACAACUAUCUUGUCUUCCUGUUUGGUGUUAAGCACAGGCCACACGCCUCUAGCACCACCAGCAACCAAACCUCUUGGUGCCUUUUUUUUAAGAGUUUCUGUAUCUUUGUUUUGAAGGUUGCGCCAGGAAGUCUUAACGCUGUCAGCUGUCUAGGGGCCUCCUCCCCACUUCCCAACCAUACGACCAGUGCCGCACUCGGAUUACGGGGAUAGGGGCGCAUGUACAGGCUUGGCAUUUCAUUGGUUGGUUAAGUUUGCCAUUAUUGUAAACAUUCUCCCCAUUUGAGACCCUUACUGUGCCGUUAGAUGGUUCCUCUAGUCAUUCCUGUAGCCCUUCAUAUUGUUUUGUAUUAUCUGUUAACGUUGCCAUGCAAUAUUGUAUCCACUGUACAAUCUUUCCUCCACAAUACUAAUGGGGUCAAAGUGUCUUGUGUGAGGCCCUGUCUCUAGGGCUGCUUUGUGGAGGUCAUUGUCAUGAAUUUGUAAAAGUCGAGUUCUAGAAGACUCCAAGCAGCCCAAUGAGCUUGUGUCCCUCAGCAAAUGGCUGUGCAGCCACCUCUGGUUAAGCUACGGUGAAGGCCCCCCACCCAGCAAGCGUGGAAGCAUAAGGUAAUAUUGGAUGGAUGGAGCACGGAAAGCUCGGUGUGAUGUGCAUGUUGGGUGGAUUCAAGGGUUUACAACUUCCAGGGUUUUCAGGUGGCUGAUGGUUCGACUGUCCCAUAACUUCACAAUUCCCCCCCCCCAUGUUUUUAUGUGAGAAAAUGGCUGCUUUGUUUUGGGUUCCCCUGAACGAGCUGCUUGACUUUUUUCGUUUAGUUUAGCUUUUUACUAGCGAGACAUAUUUUUACCGUGGCAGCAAUGGAUUCAGCCAUUCCCUAGUCAUUUUACCUUGAAAAAGGUAAAAUAAUGCCAAUUGUUUGUUUCUUAAGCCUUGUGACCCACUUUUGGAUACAACUGCAGCCCAACCCCAGACUGCUAAAGUUCUAUGACCAACUAGGAUCUAUGAUCGACUAGCAAUGCUUGAUGGAGUAGGAUCAGGUUAGCCCUAUGCUAGUUGGAGUAAAGGGCAGGGAGGAUAGUCUGAGUGUUUAAAAGGUGGCAUGUUUAGACAAUCAAUCCAGACCCAGACUGUGAAUUGUUACUCCCUAGCCGUGUGUGUGUGUGUGUGUGUGCGUGUGUCUUCUGAGCUUGUUUUUCUGCUGUUUUCCCUAUGAUCAGUAUUAUGAUUCCCACAGUUUGACCGCAAAUACAGAUAAUACACAUGUAUUUUAUCACCUUGUGGUCAAACUGGGAAGUGUAUUUAUUUCCUGUAGUUAGCCGGUCCCGCGCUUCAGGAACAUGGAUAACUUUACUAGUGCUCUCCUGUUUGUCUGCAUGGAGAGUUUUGGGAAUAACAUGGCACCCUGUUUACGUUAUGCAAGCGUGGAUGUAUGAGUGUGUGUGUGUGCAUAUAAACUACAAAAUGUGGGGAAAAUAUGAAGUGUCAUACUAUAAAAAUAUAUUUUUGAAAUGGUGAUCAGUAAAGUGAUUGUAUGUCAGCUUUUGACUAUGAUGGAAUUUCAUUUAUUCGCAGCACCUUUACCUCACGCUAGUUUACCUUCGGAAAUGUAUAUCAAGAAAAUGUGUUUGAAGACUUCAAUGAAUAAAGUAUUGAACCACAUCCCCUUUUAAAAA